Molecule: messenger RNA, 432 nt
Organism: Eruca vesicaria subsp. sativa (arugula)
Lineage: Eukaryota; Viridiplantae; Streptophyta; Magnoliopsida; Brassicales; Brassicaceae
Source: the annotation of a GenBank genome assembly
AUGUCGGCCACCGGAAAUGAUGUCUGGAUAUUUAACUCCGGCGUAAUGGUCAUUGAGCCGUCUAAUUGUACGUUUGGUACGAUCAUGAGUCAGCACAAAGACAUUGUUUCAUACAACGGUGGAGAUCAAGGGUAUCUAAACGAGAUAUUUGUGUGGUGGCACCGAUUGCCUCGCCGAGUAAACUUUCUAAAGAACUUCUGGUCAAACACAACCAACGAAAGAAACAUCAAGAACAGCCUCUUAGCCGCUGAGCCGCCUCAGCUCUAUGCAGUCCACUACUUGGGCUGGAAACCAUGGCUUUGCUAUAGAGACUACGACUGUAACUUUGACGUGGAGCAGCAUGUGUACGCUAGCGACGCGGCUCACGCUAGAUGGUGGAAAGUGCACGAUGCCAUGGACAAAGAUUUACAAAGGUUUUGUAGGCUGACGUAG